CUCUCUCUCUCAGCAGCGUCUCUCUUUCUCUCUUACAAUCUACAUCCGACUAUGAACUGAUAUCCUCUGUUCUCUAUUCACCUCGCCUUCUAACGAUCAAUAUUUCUCUUUGCUCUCAUCCCUAUUGCGUCUCUCUCGUGCGAGCCAAGUUGAGGAGGAGAUGGACCCUUGAUCGACUGAGAAUGUGUGGUGGUCCUGCCGAAGGUUGGUGUAGUCGAUUCGAGAGUGAUGCCAGAGGAAAAUUGAUGGCUAGAGGAAAAUCCAGGGCUACACCAACCACCACCACCACCACCACCACCACUAUAUCCACCACCAUUACAUGAUGUUCUGAUAAAGAGGAGCCUGAUGUUGAAACAGUUACAUCCAUGUUGGGUUUCCAAAGUUAUUGGGAUGCCACUUUUGCAGAUGAAUUGGCAAAUUUUCGUGAGCAUGGCCAUGCUGGUGAAGUUUGGCUUUCGGACAGCAACCAACUCAGUGGCAACAUCCCUCAACUACAUGUCUAUUAGCAAUAACUGCCAGUGGAUUCUCUCCGUGUUGAACAAGGCCAUAUCAAAAACUGUGACAUCACUGGACUCGUAUGAAUUUUCUGAUGCUGCUACUGCAGUAUAUUCAUGGUGGCAGUUCCAGUUGUGUGAUGUGUUUAUUGAAGCCGUCAAGCCCUACUUUGCCAGUGAUGCUCAAGCAUUUGCUUGUGAAAGGAGUUCUGCACAAGACACCUUGUCGGUGUGUCUGGAAUAACUAAUUGGAUGAUGGGUUCUAUUGCUGUUUGUUUUGGUUGUUUAUCAUUUAUAAUGUGCUGGACAAAUGAGAAAGUAGAGUCUGAGAUGGAUAUGGUUGAGUCAGCCGUGAAAUCACUCAGGUCACUCAGGGCGUUGAUGCCUGCAAAAGAAAGGCAUGAAAGGUAAAUGUUUAAAUGAUAUGUUCUUUUGUUUUUCAUUUUAUUGUAAUAGAAUUUUUAUUUUUGGGUUAUUUAUUUUUUUUUUUCACUCAUGAAAAGCAUCUAAGCUUUAGUUGUUUAUUCUUUUUUUAUUCCUCAUAUUUUAGGCCAGCGAAAUAUUCUAAUGUUUAUUUUAUGAAAUACCUAUUUGCUAUGUAUACAGUUCCAUUUCUGAUUAUACUACUGUGCAAGCCAAAAUUCCUUUCCUUGGAUUGUAAUGACAAUGUUUAAAUAGUGAAUAAGAAAAUAAAUCGUUACGUAGGAGUGAGAUUUUUUGAAUUGUUACCAACAAAUACUUUGGAAAUAAUAUGUAGUUGCCUUUUCAUAAAGAAAAUUCUAUGAGGAAACAUGAAGACUGGUUAAUACUUGGUAAUGGGACAUGUCCUAUAUAGAAUUUUGGUCAUGGAACAUUCUGUGAGGGGACAUUGAUGAGAAUGUUCAUUAUUAUUGUUUAUAUUUAUAGUGCUGGUUAGAAUUUGAUUUGAAUUUUUCCGAAUUUGAGUGGUCAUAUGUUGUAGUAGUGACUGACCUUCCAGCAUGAUUGAAAUGUGUUAAACAAAGAUGUUGGUGGCCCAUCUGAGAAGUUCUGGGGUUUACUUACUCUCCUUACUUGGUGGCCCAUCUCAAAAAUUAGAUUCCAUUAAACUUUGAGUCAGAGAGCUAGUCUUAGCUUUUUGCUAAAAGAAAAUUUCUCUGAAGAGAUUUUCCUCUUUAAUGUGUUUUCAAAAUUCCUCCCCUGGGAGU
Messenger RNA from Camellia sinensis, 1681 nucleotides. The record is from RefSeq and is a predicted model, not a curated record. NCBI's taxonomy places the organism in Eukaryota, Viridiplantae, Streptophyta, Magnoliopsida, Ericales, Theaceae.